Wilcoxina mikolae CBS 423.85 is the source of this 414-nucleotide messenger RNA. Lineage: Eukaryota; Fungi; Ascomycota; Pezizomycetes; Pezizales; Pyronemataceae. The record is from the annotation of a GenBank genome assembly.
UCGCAUUAUACUCGCUCGCUUGUCACUACAAUAUGGCCAACGGCUGAUUGCGAGUAGUGUCACCAUCUUUGUCGGCCUGGUGAUCGUCGCCAUUGCUUGUGCUGUGGCAUAUGUCUUUGCGCCUAAGGGAGAGAACCAAACCGUCUGGCGGUCCUCCUUGAUCCUCACGUUCGUUGCUAUGUAUCUCAUGUGGGCUUUGACUCUGUUGGCUCAGCUGUAUCCGCUCAUCGCGCCGCGGCGGACGGAUUUGCGACCGGAACAUGUUAAGAUGUUUUAGACGGGAAUGGACUGGAGGGGCAGUGAGAUAUACCUACAUUCAGCAGGCAAUGGGAAAGGAGGGACUGGCAUUGAUGAUGUUGUACACUACGGUUUUUUGUGUUUUGCGAUUUUUUUGCGCGUUUGUUGCGCACGUCU